Molecule: messenger RNA, 3223 nt
Organism: Lathyrus oleraceus (garden pea)
Lineage: Eukaryota; Viridiplantae; Streptophyta; Magnoliopsida; Fabales; Fabaceae
Product: BTB/POZ domain-containing protein At3g08570
Molecular function (GO): protein binding
Source: RefSeq, a predicted model, not a curated record
AGUAUAAUCUGUAACUGUUUCACUAAUUGCCAUUUUUCAAAAUCCAAACACAAUAAAGCAUACGAGUACUGUUUUAUUGUCACGUUUGAAUAUGAAACAUACAGUAUAGUGACAGUGAUAACACUAUUAUAUAUUUAUCAUUUUUUAUAUACUGCUAAAGAUCAGAAACAAAAGCAGCCAAAAAGCAAAAGACUAUACACAAGCCAUGUUAUGCUAUGAAAAUGAAAAGAAAAAGCUUGUGAAUAAUUGGUUGCUAUGUUUGAGGGUGUUUGAGGGUGUUUAAUUCAAAAUAUUCCUGAACAAUCUGCAAUCACAGACCCGUACACAUUAUUUGAUAGUAUAAUCAUUCAUAACUGUAGCCUACAGUUUAUGUUGCUGUUACUGAGACAUUAAACAAACACAUGCAGACACACCUCAGACACAAGAAGAAGGAGCUUCAUUUUCUCGGUUUUUUCUUCUCACUCUUUCUAACUGAUUGGAAGGAAAACAUGGUUUCUGAAAACUCUCUCCCUUCUUCUAAGCACUCUUCUACUUCUACUACUCCUAAGUUUUGCAACUCUUACACUACUAGGAUUUUUGCUGAUGUUGCUGGUGACAUUACAAUUGUUGUUGAUGGGGAGUCAUUUCUGCUGCAUAAGUUUCCUUUGGUUACUCUAAGUGGGAAGAUCCGGAAGAUGGUUGCUGAAGCCAACAAGGGUUCCAAUGUUUCAAAUUUGGAGCUCCUGAACUUUCCAGGAGAGCACCAGACAUUUGAACUUGCUAUGAAGUUCUGUUACGGGAUGAAUUUCGAGAUUACGACAUUUAACGUUGCUCGGCUGCGUUGUGCAGCUGAGUAUCUCGAAAUGACAGAAGAAUACCGGGAGCAAAACCUUGUCUCAAGAACAGACAUUUAUCUGAAUGAGUUUGUGUUUCAAAGUCUUCAGAAGUCAGUGGAAGUUCUAUCUACAUGUGAGAUGUUACCGCUGAAUAUAGUAGAGGAGAUAGAAAUUACAAAAGGGUGUGUUGAAGCUAUUGCAAUGAAUGCUUGUAAAGAGCAAUUGGUUUCUGGUUUAUCUAAAUUAGAUUGUGAUGGUGAGUCUAAGGAACUAAAGGAGGACUUUGUGGCAUGGUGGAUUGAAGAUCUCUCUGUACUGCGUAUCGAUUUCUACCAGAGAGUUGUAUGUGCCAUGAGAAGAAUGGGAGUUAGAUCACACAGCAUUAUAGCUUCACUGAUGCAUUAUGCUCAAUCAUCAUUGAAGGGUAUUGGGAAAUGUCAACACUGGAAUCCAUCAAGAACAAACUCAAGUCCAACCACCAUAGAAAAGGACCAGAGGACGAUCGUCGAAACUAUUGUUAGUCUCAUGCCAACAGACAAAAGCUCUUCCAUGAUUCCCUUGUCUUUCUUGUUUGGCAUGUUAAAGAUGUCCAUCAUGUUAGGUGCCCCCAUUCCCUGUAGGCUUGAGCUUGAAAGAAGGAUAUCAUUAAGGUUGGAGAUGGUUUCGCUUGAUGAUCUUCUUAUACCGUCUCUGCAGAGUGGAGACUCCUUGUUUGAUGUAGAUACAGUUCACAGGCUACUGGUGAAUUUCUUGCAGCGGAUUGAAGAGGAAGAAACGGAGGACUACGGAUAUGAAUCCGACGGGGUUGGGUCUAAUGGUCACGGUUCUCUGCUAAAAGUCGGUCAGCUUAUUGAUGCUUUUUUAGCAGAAAUUUCUCCUGAUCCUUGCUUAAGUCUACAGAAGUUCAUUGCUUUGAUUGAGAUACUUCCUGAUUAUGCUCGUGUCAUCGACGAUGGUCUCUAUAGAGCCGUGGACAUUUAUUUGAAGGCCCAUACAUCAUUAACAGAACAAGAAUGCAAGAAACUUUGCAAGUUUAUAGACUGUCAGAAGCUGUCUCAAGAAGCAUGCAACCAUGCUGCUCAGAAUGAUAGACUUCCACUGCAGAUGGUGGUACAAGUCUUGUAUUUUGAACAGCUACGCUUGAAAAAUGCAUUGUCGGGGAGUUCAGGAGAAGGGCUACUAUCACAGAGAAUAAGUAGUGGUGUUCCAAGUGCAGCCAUGUCCCCAAGGGACAACUAUGCAUCUCUGCGGCGAGAGAAUCGAGAACUGAAGCUGGAGAUUUCAAGAUUGAGGGUUAGGCUGAGUGAGUUGGAGAAGGAGCAAAUGUUCAUGAAACAAGGCAUGAUUGAUAAGGCAGGAAAUGGAAGAACUUUCUUUACCUCACUUUCUAAAGGGAUAGGAAGAAUUGCAAAUUUUAGCGGUCAAGGUGGAGGAAAGCACCAAAAAUCGAGUAGGAAGUCUCGGGAGGGAAAAAAUGGUGAUCACAACAUGUAAAUGAGUUGGUCCAGUGUAAGUUUCACAUAGCUGAUAAGCUGUCUUACACAGUGACACUGCUUGUUGCAGUGGCUACCAAAAGGAAGCUACACUAAACACCACAUUCCAAGAUGUAGAGAAUGGCCUGGUUGCGGAGGCAUAACACCUCCAUUCCUUUCUCUUGGCAUCCUCACAAAGAUACAAUGUAAUUGCCAAACUUUCUUCUUAGAUUGCACUUGAGAGGGAAAAAUGUAACAUGCAACAAAAUACUCAGAAAUGGUUCAUGUUUUAAGUUUUCAUAACUUCUCAUUCGGUAUAUAAAUCAUAGUUUGAGUUGCAGAAGCCAAAUGAUAUUUCAUAGGCACGUUACUUGCAUGCAUCUUGCUUCAUAAGUCUGCAACUGUGAUUUUGUUGGUUAUGAUGGAGCAUGUUUUAUCUCAGGAAAAUAACAUGUGUGGACAUGUUAAGUGAAACAUAUUAGCACUUGCAUAGUAGAAGAAUUCUUGAGGUGUGUGCUCUUUUCUAUUGUCAAUGCAAGAAAAUAGAUCUUUAUUACAACUUCAGUAUUUAAAAUUAUUCUUGAAAUGCUUCAAGUUUUUCAAUGUUUCUGAUAUUUCUCUCAUGAUAAAUAAAUACUCUUCCAUCCACUUCCUAUAACGAAUAUGAUACCCUUUCACUCAUCCAAACAUGAGUGAACUAACACAUUCACUAGUAAAUACGUACAUGAGUGGAGUAACACCAAUCACUCCUUAGCUUGAAAAUUGGAACUUCAAAUGGUAGUUACUGCCUUGGCAUCUUACGCUUGUUCCCAUCAUUCAAAUUCCAAAAGUUUUUAAAAAUCAAUAUCGGUCAUAACCUCAAGAUUGUGGAGCUGCAAUGGGUCUCAUGGACCAUAAACAAUCCUCUACUUCUUUUAAGAUUACGGGAGCUAACAA